AUGGUGAGCGCUGAAGCUGCUAGAAACGUGGUUGGGAUCAUCGGGAAUGUGAUCUCCUUUGGGCUUUUCCUCUCGCCAGUGCCAACAUUUUAUAGAAUCUAUAAGAACAAGGGAGUGGAGGAUUUCUCGCCGGAUCCCUAUAUUGCAACGGUACUGAACUGCAUGUUUUGGAUAUUCUAUGGCAUGCCUUUUGUUCACCCAGACAGCAUUCUUGUCGUGACCAUCAACAGUGUUGGGCUAGUGUUGGAGCUGAUCUAUUUAGCCAUAUUCUAUACCUAUGCUGGCAAACAUAAGAAUGGACGGAAGAAGGUACUCAUUGGGCUCUCCGGGGAAGUGGUUUUCGUGGCCAUCAUUGUUGCCAUAACUAUGUUGACGCUACACACUCACACUAAAAGAUCUUUGAUGGUUGGAGUCAUCUGUGAUAUCUGCAACAUUAUGAUGUACUGUUCUCCUCUUACAAUCAUGAAAAAAGUCAUCACAACCAAGAGUGUGAAAUACAUGCCAUUUUAUCUCUCAUUGACCAACUUCCUUAAUGGCUCCGUCUGGACUGCUUAUGCGCUCAUCAAAUUUGACAUCUACGUCCUGGUGAGCAACAGCAUUGGUGCAGUCUCUGGUCUAAUACAACUCUUACUAUAUGCAAUUUACUACCGUACAACUCCAAAAGGCGACGAUGAUGCUUCGCCGGCGAAGGCAUCUGAGGUGCAGCUGUCAAGCACAAAUCAUGCAGCUACUAAUAGAGUCUGA
Alnus glutinosa is the source of this 744-nucleotide messenger RNA. Its product is annotated as bidirectional sugar transporter SWEET6b-like. Gene Ontology annotation, molecular function: sugar transmembrane transporter activity. NCBI's taxonomy places the organism in Eukaryota, Viridiplantae, Streptophyta, Magnoliopsida, Fagales, Betulaceae. Gene Ontology annotation, cellular component: membrane. Bases 1 to 744 code for a protein of 247 amino acids. The transcript has 6 exons. Gene Ontology annotation, biological process: carbohydrate transport. The record is from RefSeq and is a predicted model, not a curated record.